This is a messenger RNA of Blumeria graminis f. sp. triticale, 1986 nucleotides long. NCBI's taxonomy places the organism in Eukaryota, Fungi, Ascomycota, Leotiomycetes, Helotiales, Erysiphaceae. The record is from the annotation of a GenBank genome assembly.
AUGUUAGCCCUACCAACUCGUUGCGAUCAGCUUCGUGAAUUGAGCCCGCUUAAUACGGACAGCCCACACUCUACAAAUUCUAAAAUAUAUUCGAAUAUAUCUCAGCCGUUGCCUGAAACUAACCGCUGGUCAAGUCUUUCUCCAUCCAUCGGCCCAGAAUCCGAAGAGGGCGCCAACAUCUGCACAUUUUCAAGCGACGAGCCGGACUUCUCGUACUAUUCAUCUCCACUAAGUAAUCAGCCGUAUAUGAACUCGCCCAUGCACUCUACGCCUAAUUAUCACCCUGAUAAAAUGGACAACAAUCAAGAUUCCCCAAGGACAGAAGGAAAGGCACAUCAUAGGGAAUCAUCUCUAUCAUCUUUAUGCUCGGCCGGCCCAGCAUCUCCAUACACUACUAAUAUCUCUAAUCCGCAGAUUGUUGGCGAAGUUUAUGACUAUUCAGACCCAUCUUUCUUUCCUGGUAUAAAACCAAUGACUCCAGCUCAAACGCCCUCUCAAGAACCUUUUCUCGUGCCACACUUUUCAUCUGGAUUUCCUAAAAGUUCAGCCAUAUGUCAUGAAGCUGUACCCUUACCGGAAAUAGUUUAUACUGGGAGAUCAUCUAUGGCUCCUAUUCUUGAUAACGACACGCAAGUCUCUAUAUCAGCACUAGAUAUAGAGAGACAGCGACAGACUGGAGAAACUCCGAGCGAUAGCCUCUGGCUUCCUGACGGUAUACUUUGUGAUCAGUCAUAUAGAAAUAUGGUCAGAUUUAAUCAAAAUAUGUCGAGCAUCUAUGAAGACAGUCUUUACGAUCCAAAUAAUUUGACAAAUGCCCAAUCUCCCAUGACUCCCUCUUCGUCAGUAACUCGCUCAUCAACUGAAAGGUUGUUCGAGCAGAGACUACAGGCAGCAAAAAAUCAGCAUUUACAUGCAAACUCAAAUUCAUCGAUACUUUUUCAGCCUCAAGAUUGUGUAUCAUUUCAGCAUGGGUUGAACCUAGCUCCAGUAAAUAGCUUUGAGAUUGAUUCACCAAGUCUGCGUGUAAAUACGAUGACACCAUUACAAGGGCAGCAGAAAAAUGAGAACGAUGUGCGGGUCUUUCAGGAGCAAAUUUGUAGAAGUUCUUCGAUACAGCCGGGCUCUGCAAUCUCGCCCAGAGAUGUCGGUGUAAGCUAUCAUGAGAACAAAAAUAGGCUUGCACCAGCUUUCCCUUCUCAACAGGCUCCACCGCAUAUGUUUCCUUCGUACUAUCCAAGUCAUCAGCUAGAUCUUCAGGAUUCAGAUCAAAGCGUAUCUCCACGAGGCCUUAGUAGUAUAGCCGCAAGUCGACGUCAAAGCUCAUCAACAUAUUCAUCAGUACAGUCAAACUUACAGCAAAAUGAAUUUAAUUUUAACGUGCCAGGAAUUAAUGAUAAUUUACAACAUGUGCCACGGCAAAGUUCUUUUUUCCCCUCACCUCAAAGGCUAGGUAAUAGUGCAGCGGCAUUUACAAAUCGCAUUCCAUUGAAAAAAAGAAAGGGAAAUCAAGAGUCAAAUUUACAUUGUUCUGGCACUAAAAAACCCUUGAUGACCACCGCCGACACAGGAACCUAUACCUGCACGUACCAUGGCUGUACGCUUCGAUUCGAAACGCCUGCAAGGCUGCAGCGCCACAAACGUGAGGGCCAUCGAAAUUCUGCAGCCGCAGCCGCAGCUGCAGCUCUUCAUGGGGGAGGUGGCAUGACAUCAGCGGCAGUGCAGAGAAAUUCCCAGGCCGGUCCCCACAAGUGUGAUAGAAUAAACCCAUCGACUGGAAAACCAUGUAACACCAUUUUCUCUCGACCUUAUGAUCUUACUCGUCAUGAAGAUACUAUACAUAAUACCCACAAACAAAAAGUUUACUGUCCUUUAUGCGAAGACGAGAAAUCAUUUAGUCGGAAUGACGCACUUACACGUCACUUACGGGUUGUACAUCCAGACUAUGUAGACCCAUCGACUCGAAAACGACGCGCUACUGGAGAGUGA